Molecule: messenger RNA, 2778 nt
Organism: Heterotrigona itama
Lineage: Eukaryota; Metazoa; Arthropoda; Insecta; Hymenoptera; Apidae
Source: the annotation of a GenBank genome assembly
ACCGAGGAGAGUACAUGGUGCCGUGCGUGAAGCGACCGUGCCGGUAACGCAGGUCCGCGCAGUGUUGGUCCAUUGUCAUCGCUUUUGACGGGAAGCAGCAAGCGAUCACGAAGAAUAGAUCGCACGUACGCAAACGUAUCGAACGAUAUAAUAGCUAUAUACAUUGACGGGGGACGUGUGAACUAGUGUGCGAGGCUGUACAUCCUGAUCAGUGAGUGUAUGUAAGCACAACCGCGUGCGGGCGGUUCCCACACGUCCGUGCAACAAGUGUCAUACACACGGGAGCGCGGCGGAUAACCGAUUGUUUCGAAGAGCGGCGUGGUGCAUGGUGUUCGUUCUUUCAUCAUCGAAUAGAAAGAACGACCGGCGAGAAUGGGUUGCGCGGUGAGCACCACCGGCGAGAAAGAAGCCGCAGAAAGGUCGAAGAAGAUCGACAAGGAUCUGAGAGCUGAUGGGGAACGGGCCGCUAGUGAGGUCAAGCUCCUCCUGCUUGGAGCUGGAGAGUCUGGAAAAUCUACUAUAGUAAAACAAAUGAAAAUUAUCCAUGAAACUGGCUAUAGUAAAGAAGAGUGUGAACAAUAUAAACCUGUAGUUUGUAGUAACACAGUUCAAAGUCUUAUGACAAUAAUUAGAGCCAUGGGGCAACUUAGAAUUGAUUUUGCAGACCCUAAUAAAGCGGAUAUAGCACGUCAAUUCUUUACCCUAGCUUCAGCAGCAGAGGAGGGUGAGUUAACUGGGGAACUGGCACUAUUAAUGAAACGAUUAUGGCAGGAUGCUGGAGUACAACUUUGUUUCACGCGUAGUAGGGAAUACCAGCUCAAUGAUUCUGCAGCAUAUUAUCUUAAUGCUUUGGAUCGUAUAGCACAACCUAAUUAUAUUCCUACUCAGCAAGAUGUUCUUAGAACACGUGUGAAAACAACAGGAAUAGUAGAAACACACUUUUCUUUUAAGGGCUUACAUUUCAAAAUGUUUGAUGUGGGUGGUCAAAGAUCAGAAAGAAAAAAAUGGAUACAUUGUUUUGAAGGAGUUACUGCAAUCAUUUUUUGUGUUGCAUUAAGUGGAUAUGACUUGGUUCUGGCAGAGGAUGAAGAAAUGAAUAGAAUGAUAGAGUCAAUGAAAUUGUUUGACUCUAUUUGUAAUAGCAAGUGGUUUGUUGAAACAUCUAUCAUUUUAUUUCUGAACAAAAAAGAUCUUUUUGAGGAAAAAAUCACUAGGAGCCCAUUGACUAUUUGUUUCCCAGAAUAUAAAGGUGCCAAUACUUAUGAAGAAUGUGCUUCUUACAUUCAAAUGAAAUUUGAAAAUCUGAAUAAAAGGAAAGAUCAGAAACAAAUCUACACACAUUUUACAUGUGCUACUGACACAUCUAAUAUACAGUUUGUGUUUGAUGCUGUAACUGAUGUUAUAAUCAAAAACAAUUUGAGUAAUUGUGUUAAACAUUGCAAUGCCCUAUUAUUAAAUCAAAAAACAAGCGAAUUUACAUUUAUAAACCAAUGUGAGUGCACAAAGGAUACACAUGAGACUGAAAAUAAAUUGUUAGGAACAGAAAUGUAAUUCAGGUAUACCAUCAUAUAUACCAACUAUGUAAUGUCUUCACUUUGUCAUUUUCUGUUGGUCUUUACAAUAUUUUUAUAUAGUAUAUACUAUAAAAUAAUUUGUUAGAUCCUGUGUCUUUUGUAUGCAAAAAUUCAUGACAUUUCUUUGUAAUUGGCUAGUUCUUAAUUUAUUCUUUUAUUUUAAAUAUUCAAUUGGAAUGUUUAAAUAUUCAAUUGGAAUGUUUAAAAUUUUGAAUUAUAAUAUUCUUAAUAAGAGAACAGAUACUGUUUAUUGAUGAACAAAUAUCUGGUCUUUGCUAAUUGUGUUUAGUAUAUUAAUCAGAACUAGUUAGCUAUUAAUUUAGUAAUAUCAUUUUGUAUAUAAUUUAUUAAAAGUAAUAUGUUUAUACUGAGCGGAAACAUAUUUCCAUAACAGUGCUCGAAGCCAUUCAUUUCUCUUAUAAUAAAUUGUUGAUAUUGCAAUGACAUACACAACUUAUUGUGUUGACAGUAUAUAUUUGUACAAGUUCAAUUUGAUAAAAAAAAUUUUGAUAAAUUUGUAAAAAAAGAAAAACCUUUUUAUAUGUAUCAUUAGAUAAUGUUUAAAUGGUUGUCAUUAUUUUUCUAUCUGCCAAACAAAUAAUGUUAGAAUUAGUUACAGAUUUAGAAAACAGUCAUAUUAUAUUGCUGGAAUAAAUAAAAAACUUUUUUUAAAAAGUGAUAUUUUUUUGAAAUCCUGUGCUUCACGUUCUGAAGUGAUAUUAAUAUAAUAUUAGCAUAUAUUAAAUACAUAAUGUAUUUAAUAUAUUUAGAAAACGUGAAUCAAUUACAAAAGUUUUUCUCUCUCUCUUUUUUUACUAAAAUCAUCUCUACAUUUUCAUCAAAUACAAUGUUUAAUUAUAAAAAUGUUCAAAUUCGUGUAUUUUUAAUAGUGCUUUAAAUUUGUAAAUUUUAUAUGAUUUUUGUAAUUUAAUUCCUUUUUUUCUGAAAUUUUAUAUUUAGAAAAAAAUCAUUAUUAGAAAUAAUAAUACUCGCAUAUUAAGUACUUAUUCAGAAUCUUUAAACAUUUUUAGAAUAAUUAAGAAUAUUUUCUUCGUUGUGUAAACAUAGUAUCCCAUUUUACUUUUGUAUUUCUAUUUAAUUAAUUUGUAUCUCUAUAUUAUAUAUACAUGUACAAUAAUACAAUACAUGUGAAGUUAUAAAAUAAAUAUUUUCAUAUUUUUUUUUGUAGGGUUUAGAACUUUGA